Gigantopelta aegis is the source of this 1511-nucleotide messenger RNA. RefSeq names its product protein HGH1 homolog. Bases 319 to 1482 code for a protein of 387 amino acids. NCBI's taxonomy places the organism in Eukaryota, Metazoa, Mollusca, Gastropoda, Neomphalida, Peltospiridae. The record is from RefSeq and is a predicted model, not a curated record. The transcript is spliced from 4 exons.
UCUAUGUUGCAAAGACCACGUUUGUUUAUUUCAUUUUCAGUCAUCGUUAUGAUCAUCAUAUUUUGAUAGGUCCUCUAAAUGAGAAGGUUUUUACUUUAUCAUUUAUGUUAUGGGUACCAGACGUUUCGAUGCCAAACCGGUUUGUCUGCCCCACCCCCUUCAGCGAAUUGUCAGUUUGUUCCCAACUAUUCGUCAGUCCACUACCUAUCGUCCCCACAGAGUGACAGAGAAGUUACAAGUGUAUGCAGACAACAAUUAAGGUUUUAAAGGCUGCCUCAAGUUAGAAGUAAACAGACUUUUACUGUAGCCGAUAUUGCAAUGGAUGCGUCAACGACAGAAAAAAUGGAGAAAGAAAUUCUUCCAUUUUUGAACAGAUCAGCAAGACCUGACGUAAAAAGCAUUGCCUUGGAAUACUUCCUUGGUAUGACUGGAUCUGAAGAUGGCAGAAAAUUCAUUGCCAGUGGUAACGGCUACCUUGGGGCAAUCGUCUCCCUUACAACCGACAGUCAGCAAGGCAUCGCCAAAAGUGCCUACUUCUCGUUAGUGAACUUGAUGACUGAGGAAGACACUGCCUGGUAUGUACUGAAUAUGAAGGAAUACCCAAACUUGUGUUUGAGCUUAUUGCAGUAUGUUGUGAAACCAGACAGCGACCAUGCAGACAUUGUCGCAUCCAUACUGUCGAACAUGACACGGAGUCAGAGAUGUGCGGUUAAGGUGGCAGAAGUUGUUUCCGCAUGCACGGACAACGACCAAUGUGUCAGUUUAGAGAAAAUAAUUCAGACGUUUUGUAAGUUGGAGCACAACCCGAAGGCAAACCUUCACUAUGUCGCGACGAUAUUGAUGAACUUGACGCAGGUACCAACAGUGCGACAUAAAAUGAUGGACAAACAAAGACUACUUUUACAAAGGUUGCUGCCGUUUACAGAGUUCUCCGAUUCCAAGAUUCGACGGGCUGGGAUUAUUGGUGUACUUAAAAACUGCUGCUUUGAAACAGAUUUCCAUGAGUGGUUGCUAGGGGACCAUGUUGAUAUUCUUCCUCGACUGCUGUUGCCGCUGGCAGGUCCGGAAGAGUUUGACGACGAUGAUAUGGAGAAACUCCCCGAUGACUUGCAGUACCUUCCCCCAGACAAACAAAGAGAGUCUGACCCCGACAUUCGCAAAAUGCUAAUAGAAGCCAUAACACAGCUUUGUGCAACUAGAGCAGGUAGAAAACACAUCAAAGAUAAAAACACGUACGUGAUUAUGCGAGAACUCCACAAGUGGGAAAAGGACAAGGGCUGCGACAUUGCCAUCAGCAAGCUCAUUGAUGUCCUCAUAGCAGAUGAGCCGCCGGAGGGAAUGGACAACUUGAAGGAAAUGCAGAUUCCCGACAAACUGAAAGUCAUGUUGGACGAAGAAUACGCCAAAACACAGGCAGAAAUAGAGGACUCCAUAAAACAAGAAAUGGAAACAGAAAAUGUUAUUGCUACUGAAAAAAGCUGAAGUGGCAGUUAAAUAAAAUGAAAAGUUUG